Molecule: messenger RNA, 4139 nt
Organism: Malania oleifera
Lineage: Eukaryota; Viridiplantae; Streptophyta; Magnoliopsida; Santalales; Ximeniaceae
Exons: 13
Coding region: 166-3300 (1044 amino acids)
Biological process (GO): protein ubiquitination
Cellular component (GO): CCR4-NOT complex
Molecular function (GO): RNA binding; ubiquitin-protein transferase activity
Source: RefSeq, a predicted model, not a curated record
UCCAAACAAGAGCGUCCUCAUAAAGGCCUGUGGUUCCUCUUCUUCUCACCUUUCUCUGGUCUCUCUCUCUCUAUCUCUCUUCGCUAUCGUCGCUAUCGUUCCCUGCGAUUCUCUACAAUCUCAUCCUCUCAGGUUCAUCCUCUUUUCGAUCCACCGCUGGCAACCAUGAGUGAUGAAGGAGAGAAGACUUGCCCCCUCUGUGCAGAGGAAAUGGAUUUGACAGAUCAGCAAUUAAAGCCUUGCAAGUGUGGCUAUGAGAUAUGCGUUUGGUGUUGGCAUCACAUAAUGGACAUGGCUGAGAAGGAUGAGACUGAGGGCCGGUGUCCAGCAUGUCGUGUUCCUUAUGACAAGGAAAAGAUUGUAGGGAUGGCAGCCAACUGUGAAAGGUUGGUAGCAGAGAUCAAUAUGGAGAGAAAAUUGAAGUCACAAAAGUCCAAAACUAAAUCAUCUGAAGGAAGGAAGCAACUUAGCAGUGUGCGAGUGAUUCAGCGGAAUCUUGUCUAUAUAGUGGGUUUACCUCUUAAUCUAGCAGAUGAGGAUCUUCUCCAGCGCAGAGAAUAUUUUGGUCAGUAUGGAAAGGUUCUGAAAGUGUCUAUUUCUAGGACAGCAGCUGGCACUAUUCAGCAUUUCCCAAACAGUACUUGUAGUGUAUAUAUUACUUUCUCAAAGGAGGAUGAAGCAGUUCGAUGUAUUCAAACAGUACAUGGGUUUGUCUUGGAUGGUAGAUCCUUGAGGGCAUGCUUUGGAACUACGAAGUAUUGCCAUGCAUGGCUGAGGAAUGUGCCUUGCAGCAAUCCUGAUUGUCUAUAUUUGCAUGAGAUUGGUUCACAAGAGGAUAGUUUCACUAAAGAUGAGAUAAUUUCAGCAUACACAAGGAGUAGAGUUCAACAGAUUACUGGUGGUGCCAAUAAUCUGCAACGGCGUUCAGGAAAUGUGUUGCCCCCCGCAGCAGAUGAGUACUUGAAUAACAGCUCUACUUCAGCAGGGAAAGCUAUCGUCAAAAAUGCUUCAAAUCAGAAUCUGGCUGGUGUUGUCAGAGGUUCUCCUCCAAACGGUAGUUCUGGUAGAUCAAUUACUCUUCCUGCAGCAGCCUCAUGGGGAAUGCGUGCCUCCAAUUGCCAUCCACCAGCAGCAGCCAGUUUAACUUGUUCCAAUGGGUCUUCCAAAGAGAAACCUGACACAUUAAGUGGUUCAUUGCCAUUUUCAUCUGCAAUUGCAAGCACAACACUUACUUCUAAAGUACAUAGUGAGACAGGAAAGAAGCCUUCAUCGAAUGAAGAAAGUCAACAAGCACAAUCUAAAGGUAGACUUGAGAUUUUGGACUCUGUGAAACCGUAUGGUAGCAGUGAUUGUCCAGCUACUGAAUCAGAGACAACUUUUACAUCAGGUGGGGCUUCUGCCACUGUAACUGUGACGGACCAGUUGUCUUGUCCACCAGCAUCUGGUGAUAGUGAUAGUGGCACUGGUUCGCUACCAAAUGUCAGCAGUUCUCUUGAUCUUAGCAGUCAGUCUUGUAGCCCAGAAAAAGGCAUGGGUGUUGCUACUGAUGGGAAGAUUCAAAGCAUAAGCUCUAUUAUGUCAUCAGUGAGCAUUGAUGAACGGCUUGGAAAUGAGCAUUCUGGUGUUAUCAAACCUAACUUUCAAUUUUCUGAUCAUGUUCCUAUGAAAUUGCCCAUGGUGGGGAAUCUGGACUUGCCACAAUGUUAUGCUGAGCAGUUAAGAGAACCUUUAGCUUCACCCGCAGCUAGAAAAACUGCGACACCAAUUAAUUGUGCGGCUGUUCCCAGAGAGCAAAGUGACUUGAGAUCAGAUUCUCCAUCUCAAGGAGUUCAAGGUGCAUUACAUGAUGCAGAAGAUAAUUUGCUAUUUUUUGACAAUCAAAGACUCAAUUCAGAAGUUAUUAACCAUACAACUUUGCCUUCUUCAUCUCAUUUCUUAAAUCAUUCAAGGAGUAGUUCUGUGCGUUCUAGUGAGGCUUAUUGUCUUGAUUCAAACUCUCAAAUUGUAUAUAAGAAAGCCAGCGAAGGUUUGUCUCCUGACUAUCCACAGUCAUCCAGUGUAUCAGUAUUAUCUAAUGGAUACCCCGAGAAUCCUAGUGGUCUGAAUAGGACUGUUGGGCAUCCCUAUGUGCUUCUAAAAGAAGGGAAACCAGAGCAGAUGGGAAGACUUGGUUGUGAAGGUGCCAACAUUAGCAGUACUGCUGUUGAUAUGGGAGAGAGCAGCAUAAUUUCAAAUAUAUUGUCCAUGGAAUUUGAUGCUUUGGAUGACUCGUUAACUUCGCCACAGAAUUUGGCCAAAAUGCUUGGUGAAAGAGAAAUACAGCAUGGUUCCCUGAAAUUAUCGAACUCCUGGAAAGUACAAAACAACAAUCAGUCCAGGUUCUCUUUUGCAAGAGAAGGGGAGUCUAAGAAUAAAGUAUUUGAUGUUGAACCAUCUUUUGAUAAUUUUGGGGUAGCUGUAGUGCCAAAAAACCAUUCUUUCAGCCAGAAUUUUGUUGAAGACAGAGAUCCUCAUUUGGAUAGGCUUGGCAAUGGUAAUGUUUUCCCUUCCAGUUAUGUUGAGGAGUCUGAUAGUUUCGUGAGCGGCCAUUCUUUUCUCCCUUCAAGUAAGCUUUCUGUUUCAAGAGCUCAAGUUUCUGCCCCACCUGGCUUCUCAGUGCCUAGCAGAGCGCCACCUCCAGGGUUUUUGUCUCAUGAAAGAAUGGACCAGACUUUCGACACGGCAACUGGAAAUCGAUUACUAGACACAUCCUCUUUGCUGAGAAAUCCUUACCAAGCCCUAGAAACUGUAAAUAUGGGCAACACUGGGGAUAUUGAAUUCAUAGAUCCUGCAAUUUUAGCAGUCGGCAAAGGGAGGCUUCCCGGUGGACUGAACAAUCCAGGGUUAGACAUGAGGUCAAAUGUCCCUUCACAGUAUAAUGCUUUUGAAAAUGAGGCAAGGCUUCAACUGUUGAUGCAAAGGUCUCUCUCACAACACCAGAAUAUUAGGUUUCCUGAUGUUGGGGAUAAAUAUUCUCCUCUUAGUGAUUCUUACGGUAUUCCUUCAAGGCUUAUGGAGCAAUCACAAACCAACAACGUAUCACCCUUUGCACAGAUGUCUCUACAGCAGUCUAGAAAUGCAUUGAUGUCAAAUGGCCACUGGGAUGGUUGGAAUGAGGUUCAAAGUGGAAACAACUUGGGCAUGGCAGAGCUCCUCCGAAAUGAGAGGUUGGGAUUUAACAAGUUUUAUGGUGGCUAUGAAGAAUCAAAGUUUCGGAUGCCCAAUUCAGGUGAUCUGUAUAACAGAACCUUUGGGAUGUGAUUUGUUGGUCAAAUGAUCUGUUUUGCUUCAAUGGCAAUGGUGUGGACACAGAAACGGAAGUCUUCUAAUGCCAGUUGGACAGCUUCAUUCUCAAGAGGAUGGGACUGAUUUUUAGCUGGUCUCGAUGAACUUCUUGGUGAAGAGGGUUUAACUCCCUGAAUUCCUCCAAACCAGCAGGUAUGGAUGCAUGGAUUGAACUUUGGUUUGAAUAAUGAGUCACCGAGUUGACCGGGUGUCUUCCAUCUCGGGUGCAUGCGUGGCCAUCAAUUCAGAAAUAUCCGUUUUUAAAAAUUUUUGUUUAUUCCUCUUAGUUGCACAUAUCUUUUUCACAUUGAUUUCAGCUACAGGGUUUUCCUCUUCCCUUAGUGCAUUUCCUACCUUAAGUGCUGCAAUCAUCUUAUCGAUGUAUAUAACUCUUGCACGGAUGCAUUGCUGUAACUUUUUUGAGUUCUUUACAUACUUCCCGUUCUUGUGGAAUGGAGUUGGGCAGCUCCUCUCUUUGUUGUACUGAUUGAUUUAUGUAUUUUUUCUCGAGCUUAUGACACAAUAUGGGAUUGUAUUGUGUUUGCAGGCGCCAACUUUGCUGAGAAUGAAGUUUGAUAAUGAAGGUCGUCAUGGAAUGCUGUCUAUGAAACUGCACGGGCUGAACCUCUAGAUAUCAUGUAUUGCUUCUAGUUGCAGAGGAGAGAGAAAUCAUGUUGGUCUUACAAACUCAAGAGUAUAGAUAAAAUUUAAAAACAAUUAUGACUCCUUGUUACAUAUAGAACAUGCAAUUUACAUGGACAAAAAAGGUUUGGUAGUGGGGAAAUAGGGGAUGAAUUCUCAUACGGUUCUUUAAA